UUCUACGCUUUGUCGUUGGUGUGUUUUGGUUCUUCCCUUUUAUUCUUGUUGAUUGUGAGAACAUUUAACAUGAUUCCCGGCUACUGACAGUUUACAGUUUAAAGCCACACAGGAGGAAGGAAUGCCGGGUGUAGGUAGAGCUGAGUUGAUCCACACGCCGGUGCAGCUGUACCGGCACCUGCUGAGAUGCUGCAGACAGCUGCCGUCAGCAGCCAUGCAGCAGCACUACCGACACGCCAUCAGACAGGGUUAUAAAAGCCACUCAGAUGAAGAUGACCAAGAGAGGAUACAGAUGAUAAUCCAGAGGGCCCUCACGGAUGCAGACUGGAUACUUGGCAAAUAUACCAAGAAGAAGUGAGCUUUCUGGUUUCUGCAGCGUUGCACCUGCUGACGGUUUUCAUCGUGACCAUUUGUAACAGUACGAGUCUUCCUUUUAUUUGCUGUCAUAGUUCUGAUCAUGUGACUGAUGAAAGACAUACUGGACUGCUGGAACACAAAAGGACAAGUCACCAUGGCAACUGUUAAUACUUAUAUUUUAUGUAUACUAUAUUUUCAUUAAAUUAUUCUCAAAGAAGAA
This is a messenger RNA of Cololabis saira (Pacific saury), 577 nucleotides long. It is a transcript of the gene lyrm9, whose product is annotated as LYR motif containing 9. Lineage: Eukaryota; Metazoa; Chordata; Actinopteri; Beloniformes; Belonidae. The transcript is spliced from 4 exons. The record is from RefSeq and is a predicted model, not a curated record. The coding region runs from base 122 to 358 and encodes 78 amino acids.